Messenger RNA from Rotaria socialis, 1764 nucleotides. The record is from the annotation of a GenBank genome assembly. NCBI's taxonomy places the organism in Eukaryota, Metazoa, Rotifera, Eurotatoria, Philodinida, Philodinidae.
AUGACCGACGAUCGUGAGACUAUUGUAGGAUUAUCAGAUACUGAUGGCUUCACCAAGCACUAUUUGAUUAAUGAUCCUAUUCAAAUACGAUUUUUUGAAAAUCCAAGAUUUUCCUCAACAUUGAAGAAGCAUCUAUCAAAAGUAUACAAGGUUGCAUGUCAAAUUGUAGAAAACAAUGAAAAUCGAGAUGACGAAACAAGUUUAUAUUUGAAUUUUAGCGGAGAUGUAAAAAAAAAUGUAAAAGGCGCUCGGGAGUUUUCGAAAGCAAUGUUUAGUUCGAUGCAAAUGAAAACUUAUAACGAUCCUAAAAUGGAUGGAAAAGUGAUCAAUUGGUCUUCAAACAUUUACUCGCAACGUGUUUUACAAACAAUACAGAAAAUAUUCGAUAACAGAAAAAUGUUCACCGUUUGGGAGAAAACAGACUUAUUUACAGGCUAUUACGUUGUUUACUAUUUUAAUACUGAUACGCAACAAUUUGGUGCAUUCAUCGAAAACAUCAGUCGAAUACUCCUUGAAGAAAUUUCUUUCACAGAAAUAAAUAAUGGAAACUCUAGUGUAAAGUCAAAACUAUUUCUACAAGAAUUCCAUCAGUUCAUUCGUGAUAGUCAAAAACAACACGAAGAAAUAGCUGUUCUAUAUUGUAAAGAGCAACAACUGAAAGUAAGCUUAUUCGGGCACAAACAACAAUUGAAAAUAUUAAAAAAACAAAUGCAACAACUAAUGCAUAAGCAUAAACUCAGAACAUGCUACAUUACUAUGGAUGAAAGUCAGCGCAACUACUUGUUAGACGAAUGCUCAGAAAAAUUGAGAGAAAUCGAGCGUCAAUACACCGACGACGACGUCAAAUUCAACGUCAGACAAAAUGAAUUUCAAGCGCCAGAGUAUCUUGUCGAAAAAGUGAAAGCAUCUAUCAAUCAGAUGAUUUUUGAUCAUUUUACAGUUACAUUCGAACACAUUACGCCAGAAGCUUCCCAAUCAUUAACGACAAAGGAGAAGACAGAACUCAAGUAUUUUUCGCUGAUCAACAACUGUCAAACUAUUGAUAUUGAGGCAAAGUGUAAAAGGAAAGCUUUCUCAGUUCCAAAAGCAUUAACAAAUACACCUAUUAGCCGCUUAUCCAAAUACAUCACUGAGCAGUCAACUCUUUUCUCUUCAUCUGAUUUCAUGUACUACAAAGCAGCUGUUUUACAUGCAUCGAUCGAGAUUCAUAGCACAUCAAAUCAUUUUAUGGAGGAAAACAUGGAUCUUACUGUAUUGUCAUCACCAGUAGACGCAAAAAAAGAAGGUAUUGACGCCAACAAAGGUAAUACUUUUUUUGAAACACCGUCAGGCCAAAGGACUUUAUUUCUCCAUUGGACUCCUGCAACUUGCAACGGAAAUUCUCAGAUAAAAUCGAAAUUAAAAGAGAACGUUAAAAAAUUUAUUUCAACAUCGCUGCAAUGCAUCAGUAACAACGUGGAAGAUCAUGAUAAGCUAGAAAGAAUUAUAUUUUCAACAACUGAAUGGGAAAAUUGUGCCAAUAAAAAAGAAUUUGCUUCAGAAAUGAUAAAUGAGAUGCAAUAUCAACUGCAGACACGAAUUGGAUGCCGAUGGAAAAUUUUACUUGUUUUUUCUAAAAACGAGCAGCAAACAGAAUUAUAUAAAGAAUUUCUAGCGGUCAUGUUAACGAGAAAAACCGAAAAAGAUUGCGCUGCUACAAUUUCAAUUCCAGUCACAGGUACGCGUUCUCAUAGACGAAUUCUAUUUUUAUUGGUUGGUCAAUAA